Dentiscutata erythropus is the source of this 600-nucleotide messenger RNA. Lineage: Eukaryota; Fungi; Glomeromycota; Glomeromycetes; Diversisporales; Gigasporaceae. The record is from the annotation of a GenBank genome assembly.
AUACUACCAGAAGUUAAACAGAACGAAGUUGAAAAUAUAGCAUCUGAUAAUUAUCAAGACGAUAAUUACAUAAUGUUUGGUUAUUUAAUUGUUAACAAUAAGUAUAGGAUUUCGAUACGAUUUAGUUUAUCAAACCGAUAUGGAUGUCAAAUUAUCGUACAUAAGUCUAAAAAUACAAGCAUUCCCGUCGGUGCGCGAGUUUUUUGGAUAAUGCUUGCCAAAGGGCAUGGAUAUUUUAGCCGUCAUACUCGGAACAUUAAAUUUGUACACGGGGUGGAAACAUUAUCAGGAAAAUUGCCGUUUACGUGUAACAUAAGCAUGCUCAACAGUGGCAUAAAUAGUUUGUCGGAUUCAUUUAUCUUUACUAAUUUCGAGUCAAAAGACCUUAAUAAAACUCUAGUUCUUCAAGGAAGGCUUAAAGGUAUUUCAAAUACUAAUUUGAACAUGCAAAUAUCAGAAUCUAAUGUGAAUGAAAUUCAGAAUAAUAAUUUGCUUGACAUCGCAAUGAGAUGGUGUGUUGUUGAUACUUAUCAGAGAAGUUACAUUGUAACUGAUAUCGGAGAAGAGUCUUUUAAAUUGAAUGAUCUCAAAGGAUUGUAA